Lactuca virosa is the source of this 822-nucleotide messenger RNA. The record is from the annotation of a GenBank genome assembly. NCBI's taxonomy places the organism in Eukaryota, Viridiplantae, Streptophyta, Magnoliopsida, Asterales, Asteraceae.
AUGGCCUCCGAUUCCAAACAAUGUAAGUAUUUGACAGUUUAUAUACAUUAUAAUGGUUUAUUCGCACCAAAACCAUUAGUGUACUUGAACGCUGUUGUUGUUUCAAUCUGUGAUGUCGAUUUUGGUGCAAUGGAUCUCAAAGAGUUUAAGUUGUUCAUUGCAAAGUUGAUUGAAGGCAGUUGCGAUAAUGUAUAUUACUGCACUAGAAAUGAACCAUUGGCAGAGGACCACGAAAAUGAACCUGUACUUGAUUGGGCUGAUAUUGAAGUAGUAGAAGAUGAUGAAGGGCAUUAUUCUGAGGAAGACCCGGAUGAUGAUAAUGAUUCACAACUUUCUGAUGAUAUUCCAUAUGAGCAUGAAGCAGAUGAUUACAUUCCUUCUCUCGACAAUACUAUUGGUGAUGAAUUCUUACACUGGGUGUCAGGUAUGUGUAAGGAUAUAAAUGAUGAGGCUGAAACUGAUGAGGUUGAAACCAAGAAUGGGGAUGACAAACCAGUGUACCCUGUCCAUAAUGAGAACCAAAAAUGGGACAAAAUGGUGCCAAUUCUAGGUUCUGUGGAACCAGUUCAAGUAGAUCCAGUUCAAGUAGAUCCAGUUCAAGUGGAACCAGUUCAAGUAGAUCCAAUUCAAGUGGAUGCUCCUUUACAACCUGUUGAUGAUGUUCAAGUAGAUGAUCAUGCUCCACAUGUUGAUGUUCAAGUACCUGUUGCAACUGGGAAGAGGACACGAAAAUACUCAGAAAGAAUUACCAAGAUUGGGUUGAGGAGGAAGGUUUUGAAGAAAAAAGGAAGCACUGAUCACCACCCAAUGGUGUUGGAAUGA